Molecule: messenger RNA, 5975 nt
Organism: Branchiostoma belcheri (Belcher's lancelet)
Lineage: Eukaryota; Metazoa; Chordata; Leptocardii; Amphioxiformes; Branchiostomatidae
Product: myosin-7-like
Exons: 34
Coding region: 76-5856 (1926 amino acids)
Cellular component (GO): myosin complex
Molecular function (GO): actin filament binding; ATP binding; cytoskeletal motor activity
Source: RefSeq, a predicted model, not a curated record
ACAGUUGUCGACUACUCCCAGCUGCAGCCUCUCCUUAUUUUCUCCUUGGUGUGAGCCUCCAACCAAAGAGCCACCAUGCCAGCCUACGGUCCCAGUCUCAUGGACCAGCCGUCCGAAUGGUUCCUCGCGGGACAGCCGGACACCAUGCGGAAGCUGAAGACGGCACCUUAUGACCCUAAGAAGAACUUCUGGGCUCCUGACAAGAAGGAGAUCUUCAUCAGGGUCGAAGUCAAGAGCGAGAAAGGUGACGACGUCACCUGCGUGGAUGAAAAAGGAGCGACUGUUGUGGUCAAGAAGUCCAAGCUGCUGCAGCAGAACCCGUCCAAGUUCGCCUGCGCAGAGGACAUGGUGAACAUGACCUUCCUGCACGAGGCCGCUGUGCUGGGUAACCUGAAGGAGCGUUAUGAGAACACUCUCAUCUACACCUACUCCGGCCUGUUCUGCGUCGUGAUCAACCCCUUCAAGCUGCUGCCCAUCUACACCUCAAGCGUGGUGGACCAGUACCGCGGAAAGAGGAAGACCGAGGUGCCGCCCCAUCUCUUCUGCGUGGUGGACAACGCCUACCAGAACAUGUUGGCAGAACGCCAGUGCCAAUCUUGCCUCAUCACUGGCGAGUCUGGUGCCGGAAAGACUGAGAACACGAAGAAGGUUAUUGCCUACCUGGCCAUGGUUUCCGGAACCCCCGGUGGUGGCCAGGAGAAGAAGAUCGGUCUAGAGGAGCAGAUCGUGCAGACUAACCCUGUACUUGAGGCUUUCGGUAACGCCAAGACCGUGAGGAACAACAACUCGUCCCGUUUCGGUAAAUUCAUCCGUAUCCACUUCACCAAGCCUGGCAAGCUGUCCGGAGCUGACAUUGAAAGCUACCUGCUGGAGAAGUCCCGUGUAGUGGAUCAGCUGCCCGGCAUGGAGCGUGGUUACCACAUCUUCUUCCUCAUCAUGUCCAACGGCAUCCCGGCUGUCACUGAGCGCAUCAUGACUGGCACGGACCCCUCCCUGUACCACUUCAUCAAGGAGGGUGUGUACACCGUGGCUGGUAUGAACGACCAGGAGGAGAUGGGCCUGACCGAUGAGGGUUUCGACAUCCUAGGUUUCGCUAACGAGGACAAGAACAGCGUGUACGACUUCUGCGGUGGUAUCCUGCACAUGGGUAACAUGAAGUACGCAGACAAGAAAGACCAGGCUGAUUGCGAGGAUACUGGACCUGCCGAGAAGGCAGGCCGCCUGUUCGGUGUCGAUGGCAUGCAACUUUUGAACAACAUCUUGAAGCCACGUGUCAAGGUCGGCAACGAGUUUGUGACCAAGGGCCAGAACGCAAACCAAUGUACCAACGCUACUUCUGGUCUGGCCAAGGGCAUCUAUGGCAAGGUCUUCAAGUAUCUGAUUGACAAGUGUAACGAGACCCUGGCUACUGAGCACGAGAGAGCCUUCUUCAUUGGUGUGCUGGAUAUUGCUGGCUUUGAGAUCUUCGAGCUCAACAGUCUUGACCAGAUUUGUAUCAACUACACCAACGAGAAGCUGCAGCAGUUCUUCAACCACCACAUGUUCGUACAAGAGCAGGAGGAGUACAAGGCUGAACAGAUUGAUUGGGAGUUCGUCGACUUCGGUAUGGACUUGGCUGCCUGCCUGGAGCUCAUCGAAAAGAAAGGAGGUCUGCUGCCAACCCUAGAGGAGCAGUGCAUCAUGCCCAAGGCCUCUGACCAGACCUUCAUAGAGAAGUUGAAUAGCACCCAUCUGGGCAAGCAUCCCAAGUACGGCAAGCCCAAGCCAGGCAAGAAGAAGUACGAGGCUCACUUUGAGCUGGGUCACUACGCCGGACCUGUGGCCUACAACAUCUCCAACUGGCUGGACAAGAACAAGGACCCCGUGAACGAGAGCGCUGUCAUCACCCUGAAGGGCAGCAAGAACCCGCUUAUGCCUUUCAUCUGGGCAGACUACCAGACAGCUGAGGAGCAGGCUGCUGACAAGAGCGGUGGCGGCGGCAAGAGGAAGAAGAGUGGCUCUAUGCAGACUGUGACCAGCGUUCACAGGGAGCAACUGGCUUCAUUGAUGGCCAACCUCCACGCCACCUACCCCAGCUUCGUGCGUUGCCUGAUCCCCAAUGAAAUCAAGACUGGUGGUAUCAUCGACGGGCCUCUGGUCUUCAACCAGCUGACUUGCAACGGUGUACUUGAGGGUAUCCGUAUCUGUCAGAAGGGCUUCCCCAACAGGAGCAUCUAUGCUGACUUCUUCGACAGGUACAAGAUCCUGGCCGCUGACCAGUUCGAUCCCAACGAGUUCGAGGAGGGCAAAGUGUCCUGCCAGAAGAUCUUGGACAAAAUCCAGCUGGACAAGGCCAGGUACUCCUGUGGUCUCAACAAGGUGUUCUUCAAGGCCGGCACCCUGGCUAUCCUUGAGGAGAUCCGCGAGGAGAAGGUCAACGAGAUUUGGUCCAAGAUCAGCGCUCGCGCCCAGGGCAAGCUCCAGCGCAAGAAGUACCUGAAGCUGUGGGGCUCAAGGGCGGCCGUCGGCACACUGCAGCGCAACAUCCGCGCCUGGUUCAGGCUGCGUGAUGACUGGUGGAUCAGGAUGUACCAGGCUCUGAAGCCCAAGCUGACCGGAGGCAGGGCCGAGGAGAUGCUCAAGGAAACCACUGAGAAACUGAAGGUCAUGGCGAAGACAUACGAGAAGGUCACCAAGGAGAGGGAGGAGCUACAGGCGAAAUACAACGAGGUCUCAGCCGCAAAGGACAAGAUCAAUGAGCUGCUGUUCAACGAGAGGGACAUCAUGUUGAACGGCGAGGAGCGCGUGAAUUCCCUGCUGAAGGAGAAGGCAGAACUGGACGCCCAGCUGCAGGAAAUCGAGGAGCGCGUGGAGGAUGUGUCCGACCAGAACAGGCAGAUGGAGUCCAAGAAAAUGAAGGCGGAACAGGAAUGCGACGAGAUGAAGAAGGAGAUUGAAACCAUAACGCUCAAGCUUAACAAGAGGGAGAAGGAAAAGCAGGAGGUUGAGGACAAACUGCGCGCCAUGACUGAGGAGGUGGCCGUCAACGACGAGCUGAUCGGCAAGCUCGGCCGCGAGAAGAAGAAGCUGGAGGAGCUCAAUGCGCAAACCCUGGAUGACCUUCAGUCUGAGGAAGACAAGACCCAGAACCUCACCAAGCUCAAAGUCAAGCUGGAGCAGACCUUGGAUGACCUUGAGGACAACCUUGAGCACGACAAGAAGAUCCGUGCUGAUGUUGACCGCGUCAAGAGGAAGCUGGAGAACGACCUGAAGAACGCCCAGGAUCUGGUGAUUGAACUUGAGCGCUACAAGGUCGAGCUUGAGGAGAAGCUGAAGAAGAAGGAGUUCGAGAUCAACGCCCUGAACACCAAGGUUGAGGAUGAGACUUCCCUGGCAACUCAGCAGCAGAAGAAGACCAAGGAGCUGCAGGGCAGGAUCGAAGAGCUCGAGGAGGAACUGGAAACAGAAAGAGCUGCUCGUGCCAAGCUCGAGAGGCAGCGCGCUGAGCUCUCCCGUGAGCUGGAAGACAUCGGUGAGAAGCUGGAGGAAUCUAGCGGCGCCACCGCUGCCCAGGUUGAGCAGAACAAGAAGAGGGAGGCUGAGCUCCAGAAGGUCCGCCGUGAGCUGGAGGAGGCUACCAUCGGCCAUGAAGCCGCCACCGCCAGCUUGAGGAAGAAGCACAACGACACCGUGGCAGACAUGACUGAGUCAGUCGAGAACCUGCAGAGGGCCAAGACCAAGCUUGAGAAGGAGAAGAACUCCCUCAGGGUGGAGGUCGAUGAUCUGGCUUCCAACGUCGAGCAGGUCACCAAGCAGAAGGUCCAAGCUGAGAAAAUGAACAAGCAGCUGGAGGAUCAAUUCGUUGAUGCCAAUGCAAGGUUGGAGGAGAAUGGCCGUGUCGCACAGGAACUGGGAUCCCUGAAGACUCGCCUGACCGCCGAGAACAACGACCUGCAGCGCCAGCUGGAGGAGUCAGAGGGCGUGUCUAACCAGCUCAGCAGGACCAAGAGCAUGCUGACACAGCAGAUGGAGGAGGUCAAGCGCCAGCUCGAGGAGGAGACCAAGGGCAAGAAUGGUUUCGCCCACCAGCUGCGUGCUACUCAGUCCGACUGCGAUGCUCUGCGUGAGUCCCUGGAGGAGGAGCAGGAGGCCAAGUCCGAGAUUCAGCGUAAUCUGGCCAAGGCCAACUCUGAGGUGGCGGCCUGGCGCUCCAAGUACGAGACCGACGCCAUCCAGAGGACCGAGGAGUUGGAGGAGGCCAAGAAGAAGCUGGCCGCUCGUCUGCAAGACGCCGAGGAACAGGUUGAAGCCGCCAACGCCAAGUGCGCCAGCCUUGAGAAGACCAAGAACAGGUUGGCUGGCGAGGUGGAGGACCUGAUGUUGGAUGUGGAGAAGGCCAACACCCUGGCGUCUCAGCUGGAGAAGAAGCAGCGUCUGGUUGACAAGCAGACCGCCGAGUGGAGGCAGAAGUGCGAGAACCUUGGUGCCGAGAUGGAGUCAUCCCAGAAGGAGCACCGCGCCUACCAGACCGAGCUUCUGAAGCUGAAGAACGUCUACGACGAGGGCAUUGAGGCCCUUGACGCCAUGAAGAAGGAGAAUAAGGCUAUCCAGGAGGAGAUCAACGACUACAAUGACCAACUUGCCGAGAGCGCAAAGAACCUCCACGAGCUUGAGAAGAACAAGAAGCGCCUGGAAGUUGAAAAGGAGGAGCUCCAGAACGCCUUGGACGAGGCAGAGGGCGCUCUUGAGAUUGAGCAGGGCAAGGUUGUCAGGACUCAGCUUGAACUGGCCCAGCUGAAGGGUGAUAUCGAGAAGAAGAUCGCCGAGAAGGAAGAAGAGUUUGAGAGCUCCCGCAAGAACCAGAACCGCGCAAUGGAGGGAGUUCAGGCCUCUAUCGAGAUCGAGUCCAAGCAGAAGGGAGAAGCCCAGCGUGCAAAGAAGUUCUUGGAGAGCCACCUGAACGACGUUGAGGUUCAGCUGGAGACCGCCAACAGGUCCAACGCCGAGGCCAGGAAGAACAUCGCCAAGCUGCACUCACAGAUCCAGGAGAUGCAGGUCGCCAUCGACGACGAGCAGAGGCAGCGUGAUGAGAUCCGUGAGCAGUACAACAUGUCUGAGCGCAAGUGCCAGAUGCUGGUCGCCGAGGCCGAUGAGGUGCGCGGGGCACUGGACAACGCCGAGAGAGCCCGCAAGGCCGCUGAAUCUCAGCUGGUGGAGACCAACGAGAGGCUUGGCGAGCUGAGCACACAGAACUCAGCCCUGUCUGGACACAAGCGUAAGCUGGACGGCGACCUGCAGACCAUCCAGUCUGAGCUGGAGGAGGUCAUCGGCGAGCACAAGAGCACCGAGGAGAGAGCCAAGAAGGCCAUGGCUGAUACUUCCCGCAUGGCCGAGGAUCUGCGUGUGGAGCAGGAGAACUCUCAGCACGCCGAGAAGGUGAAGCGCACCAUGGACGCCAACCUGAAGGAUCUGCAGCGCCGCCUGGAUGAGGCUGAGGCCAUCGCUCUCAAGGGAGGCAAGCGCGCCAUCCAGAAGCAGGAGAACAGGAUCCGUGAGCUGGAGGGAGAGAUCGCCCAGCAGAACCGCCUUCACCAGGAGGACCUGAAGCAGCUGCGUAAGAACGAGCGCCGCCUCAAGGAGAUGACCUUCCAGGCCGACGAGGACCGCAAGAACCAGGAGCGCAUCCAGGAGCUGGUCGAGAAGCUGCAGCUGAAGAUCAAGGCCUUCAAGCGCCAAGUGGAGGAGGCUGAGGAGCAGGCUUCAUCGAACAUGGCCAAGUACCGCAAGGCCCAGCACGAGUACGAGGAUUCUCUGGAGCGUGCCGAGAUUGCCGAGAGCUCCCUCAACAAGCUCCGCACCAAGGCUUCCAAGUCCUAAAUGGGCAAUUACCGAUGGAAGCCUAUUGUCUUGCAUCCUGCAUUAUGCAGAUGCGUUAAUUCGCAUUUGACGUCGUAGUUUGUUCUUUUUCUGAAUAAAUUACGAUCCCCAAACCACAA